Messenger RNA from Suncus etruscus (white-toothed pygmy shrew), 1355 nucleotides. It is a transcript of the gene CNPY4, whose product is annotated as canopy FGF signaling regulator 4. Gene Ontology annotation, cellular component: endomembrane system. Gene Ontology annotation, molecular function: signaling receptor binding. Lineage: Eukaryota; Metazoa; Chordata; Mammalia; Eulipotyphla; Soricidae. The coding region runs from base 92 to 823 and encodes 243 amino acids. The record is from RefSeq and is a predicted model, not a curated record. The transcript is spliced from 6 exons.
GUUUCGGAAUUUAAGGGGCCCGCCCGCUCGAUUUCAUCCCAGGAGUCGGUUUGGAUGGAAGUGGUGGCUGGGUGGUGAACGGCGUUUGGUCAUGGGUCCUGUGCGGUUGGGGACGUUGCUUUUCCUUGUAGGGGUGUGUGGUAUUUGGGCUGCGACGCCGAAGGACGAGGAUGAUGACACAGAGCGGUUGCCCAGCAAAUGCGAAGUGUGCAAGUUGCUGAGCCUGGAACUUCAGGAAGAAUUGAGUCGCACAGGCCGGUCUCGAGAAGUGCUGGAACUGGGGCAGGUGUUAGACACAGGCAAGAGGAAGAGACACGUCCCUUACAGUGUUUCAGAGACCAGGCUGGAGGAGGCCUUGGAGAACCUGUGUGAGCGGAUCCUGGACUACAGCGUCCAUGCUGAGCGCAAGGGCUCACUCAGAUAUGCCAAAGGGCAGAGUCAAACCAUGACCACACUAAAGGGCCUGGUGCAGAAAGGAGUGAAGGUGGAUCUGGGGAUCCCUCUGGAGCUGUGGGACGAGCCCAGUGUGGAGGUCACCUACCUCAAGAAGCAGUGUGAGACCAUGUUGGAGGAAUUUGAGGAUGUCGUGGGAGACUGGUACUUCCACCACCAGGAACAGCCCCUGCAGAAGUUUCUCUGCGAGCGGCAUGUGCUCUCAACCGCUGACACAGGGUGUUUAAAGGAAAGCUGGACAGGGGAGGAGAAGAUUCCAGAUGAACAAAUGAAGAUGGAAGAGCAAGAGCAAGAUAAUGAGGAUGAAGAGAAGGAAGAAAACAUGACCAGCAGGCCAGGUCACUCUAAGCAUGACCAAGAGGACCUUUGAGCCCUGCUUUUGAGCCUCUAGAAGCACAGGCUAUGGAGAACCUUGAAGUCUGAGCUCUGCCUCCCCCGCAGCUUUAACCGUGGGGGCAUGUGUGAGUGACCUCAGCCCAGUGCUAGUAGCUGUUCUCCCUCAUUUGGUGAAUGCUGCAGGAGUACGCCCUACCCAAACCAACCUGUUAUCUAGUCGAUCAGGACAGCUUUGCCUGUCCAUCUCCUUCCUGCCCACACACUCAGAAGUUGGUGAUGCAAGGGAUCCUGGGGCCUUGGAAAAGUCACUGCCCCACCAACAGGUCUGUUUCUAGGCCUUUCUUUCUGGAAGAAGCCAGAUUGGACAGUCUCUACACAUUCACACCCUCUCUGCACCCAGGAGGCCACUUUCUAACAAUCAACAAAUGGGGACAGGCUGGGUUGGGAUUUAGGUAGAGGAGAUAGCUGGUUUACUUUUGCUUCACUGAAGCAAAUUAUAUGACUAUCAUAUAAUUUUACAGGUGCCAACUUUUCUAUAUUCCUAGUAAACUUUUUCAAAUAUAAAA